This is a messenger RNA of Periophthalmus magnuspinnatus, 2263 nucleotides long. Its product is annotated as vesicle-associated membrane protein-associated protein B-like. The record is from RefSeq and is a predicted model, not a curated record. The transcript is spliced from 6 exons. Lineage: Eukaryota; Metazoa; Chordata; Actinopteri; Gobiiformes; Gobiidae. Gene Ontology annotation, biological process: endoplasmic reticulum membrane organization. Bases 224 to 955 code for a protein of 243 amino acids. Gene Ontology annotation, cellular component: endoplasmic reticulum membrane; plasma membrane. Gene Ontology annotation, molecular function: FFAT motif binding.
AGCGCUAACAGUCGUUAGCCUGUUAGCCUGUUAGCCCUCAGGAGCAGCUGUCGGUGGCACUCACUCCGCCCGCCUCCACCGCCCUUCAGCCCCUCUCUCCACCCGGGAACAACCUUCCGAAGCCGUGGUGUUCUCUAUCUGCUGGGCCUUGCCUCUCCUGCCCCCGGAGACGCCUGUCGUAGCCACCGCAGCCUUUCUUUAGGAGGAGGAAGAAACCUGGGACAUGGCCAGACCGGAGCAAGUCCUGGUAUUAGAGCCGCAAGAGGAACUCCGAUUCCGAGGCCCCUUCACAGACGUGGUCACUGCCACUCUGAAGCUCACCAACCCGUCCCACAGAAAUGUGUGCUUCAAAGUGAAGACCACAGCCCCGCGCAGGUACUGUGUGCGGCCCAACAGCGGAGUCAUCGAUGCAGGCACCUCUGUCAACGUGUCUGUCAUGCUGCAGCCCUUUGAAUAUGACCCCAACGACAGGAGUAGACACAAAUUUAUGGUCAUGUCUGUGCUGGCUCCAGACAACAUGAUGGACAUGGAGACAGUGUGGAGGGAAGCCAGACCUGAAGAGCUGAUGGACUCAAGGCUCAAGUGCACGUUUGAGAUGCCGCUAGAGAAUGAUCCUGAGGGCGACAGCACCACCAAACCUCUGUCCUCCUCUGCCUCCCCCUCCCUAAAGAGUGAACUGUCCACGCUGCCCAAGUCCUCCUCUUCCUCCCUGGACGACGGGGAGGCCAAGAAGAUCCUGGAGGAGUGCAAGCGGCUGCAGAGCGAGGUGCAGCGGCUACGGGACGAGAACAAGCAGAUAUGGGAGCAUGACGGCGUGAGAAGGAGAAAUGUUGGCCACUCCUCAGUCUCCACCUUGUCGGCGGGGGGCUCCGUUCACGAUGACUCCAUGACGGGCCGAAUCCUCUGCGUGGUCUUUUUCAUCGUGGGCAUCAUCGUGGGGAGAGUGUUCCUGUAGCCACCUCACCAACACAACUUCCCCAAAACUCAACAACAACAUGGCGGACGCUCCACCGGCCAAUCGGAGGAAGAAAACGAGGGACUGUGAGGGGCUGCUGUGACCUGUGUUCUGUUCUGUUCUUUUAAGAUUAAAGGCAGUAUCAAAUGGAUGGAAGACUCAUUAUAUCAAAAUAUUUGCCUAUUUGUCAUUAAAACAUGAUUUCCUUUUCUUAUUUUCUGCCAAAACAUCUAAAGUACACAGCUAUAGAUGCAGAUGGAAUGUCCAGAUAUUUAAUUUUUUUUCUUUAAAAAAAAAGCUACACUAUGUAAUGGUUCUGGUGUGUGGGGGGGUUCCAGUUUCCAGAGGUUACCAGCAUGGAUCUAUGGUUAUAACUGUAACAGAAAGUGUAUGAGGGAGGUUGAGGUAAGAAGCUAGGCUAGGCUAAAUUGGCAGUAGUGGUGACAGCAGUUGGGAUUACCAGCUGUACGUUUAUUUCACUAUGUUGUGCUAGAUUAUUACAUUAUAUUACAAUUUGUGGUUAAACAUGCACCUUUGAAAGAUAACUGUCUCUUGUUUGAUGUAUAAAGAACAAAAAUAAAUCUAGAAAUCAGCUGUGAAGUUGACAUUUGGGCCCAAAAGUGACAUCAUUCCUUAACAACUCUAUUGCUUUGCCUGGACUGUUUCUCAGUGUGGCAUUGUCUUGGAUUUAUUCACUUCACAUGUGUUUUAAUUACAAAACACCUUAAAAACAUGCAUUCUUACUUGUUACUUGGAGCAGGCUUGUUUCUUGUUUCUUAGGAGAUAUGGUUAUGCCACACUGUGGAACAUUCAACAAAGCAAUAACCCCCCCCCUUCUCCCCAUUUAUGGUGGUGACUGGUGUGAAUGUUCCAAAUACAGAAUGAACAAAUCAAUUUCACAAAAUGUCUAUAGAGGAUUUCCUGUAUGUUCCAGAAGAGGCUGAACUGAAGAACUUUUAUAUUCAAAAUCCAAAAUGUCUCUGCAGUUUAAAGUAUUGUUUGUUAGUUUUAAAAUUCACCAUACUUUGUGGUUGUUGUGCUUUCUUUCUGAAUCCAUGUUUUUGCAGGUGGCAGCAGGUUUGCGCUUCUUCACGACUGUACAACACUGUGCAUUGGUUAAAUGAGAUAUUCACUUGCAGAAUACAGAAAAUGCUGUCUGUAUCAGCUGACCUCAACUCUUUAUUUUGAGUGUUAAAUUAUAAUAGAAACCAGAUUCAUAGAUUUGACUUGUUUUAAUCUUUUUUUUGUUAUUGUCAUUUGUGAUAAACCCAUUUAUCUCAUCCUUUAAUUAAAAACAUUUAAACCUUG